GUUUUCUUUCAAUGAUCUGAUCAACUAAAGUUUUCGCCUAUCGUUGGGGUCAGACUGUGUAUAUGAGGCGGGAAGAAUAAGCAAGUCUUCUUCGUUCUCCCUUUACAAGUCAAAACCAUAGUUAAAAACUUAUAAACUAAACCCUGUAAUUUCACAAAACCCAACAACUCCAAACAGAAAACAAAAAUGGUGAAAUCAAACCCAAAAAUUCCAGACAGACAAACGAGAAGACGUUUGAAAGUCAUGCAAAUGCUUAAACAAAAACCCAUGAAAACCCUCCUUUUCCAUUACAAAACCGCCACUAAUAAUUCAACUUCAUCUUCUUGUGAUCAAAAUUUUCAUCUUCAACAACAAAAAACGUUCUUCAACUCCAAAAAUGAACAAUUACCACUAACUCCACCUCCAUUAAAGAACAAGAAACAUUCAAGAUCACCCAGUUACACUUCCUCUACUUAUGGUACUUGUUUUUCUUCCUCUCCUCCUCCAUCUCCUUCUUCGCUCUCCUCUCCUCCUCCUAUGCCGUCUUUCUUAGACCCGAAAUCCCCACAAUUCUGUCUUCUGCGCUGCAAUUUCUCAACUGAACCUCAGUCUCUCUCCUCCUCUGCUACUCCUCACCCUCACCUUCUCCGCCGAACUUUUUCCGACCCACCAAUUUUUUACACUGAUUCAAGCCCUGAUCAUAGCUCCACCUCCAAGAAAAUGAGGACUAUGAAGCAAUCAAUGAGUCAAUCGCCACCAGUAUCUCGCAAUUUAAUGAAUUUACUCCCGCCGCUUCCGCCGCCACCAUCGCCGAAGCUACUGAGGAGGACUGUCUCUGACCCUGUUCCACUUGUGUCUGAUACUUCUAAGGAGAACAUCAAAGAACAAAUAGUGAAGGCAGAGAAGUUGUCGAAAGAUUGGAUAAUGAUCAAAUUCAAAUGUGGAUGUGGCCGUGAUUCACAAUUUCUCUGCGAUGCGGCUGCCGAUAAAUGCUACAAGCUCGUUUGAGUCAUUUUGUUGUUGUUGUAGAUUUUUGAUUGUUUUCUGUGUUCUAGAUCUCAUUCUUGUUAUCUUGUUCUAAAUGUAUGAUUUUGAUUGUCGAUUAGUUAUAAAUUUAGGUUAGGCUUGUUAUAAACCCAUUUUUUUGCUUCCAUAUGAAUUUGUAGUAUAGGAAUUAGGAAAUUAAGAAAUCAAGAUUCAUAUGACAAGUUACUUAAUUCAAAUUGUAA
This is a messenger RNA of Beta vulgaris subsp. vulgaris (sugar beet), 1208 nucleotides long. RefSeq names its product leucine-rich repeat extensin-like protein 3. The transcript has 3 exons. The record is from RefSeq and is a predicted model, not a curated record. Lineage: Eukaryota; Viridiplantae; Streptophyta; Magnoliopsida; Caryophyllales; Amaranthaceae. Bases 187 to 987 code for a protein of 266 amino acids.